GUUUAUUAUUCUUUUUUUUAAAUGCGUUCGUUUGUAAUACUUGUUAGAACAGCCAUAGCUACGGUAUAUUAAUAGGUAGUGAAAUGUAAAAUAAGAUUUGUGAAGAGAAAUAGAACAUACUUAAAUCACAUAUUGCUAGUAUAAUAUUAUAUGCAAGGAGUUAUUUCUAAUAACAAAUGGUGGAACUAUCGUCUUUUACUACAAUGGCUGGACUACGCCUCGCUUUAUUUCUUUUCACAACAUUCCUAACGUUGCAUACCUCAUUGACGUUAACGUUCACUCAACGUACCGGGACGUACGCGAAAUUUCCGCGUUGGAACUCUUGCUUAAACGGCUCAAUAAGUUUUGAGUUCAAAACAGCGCUGGACAAAGCAUUAUUGUUGUAUACGGAUGAUAACGGCCGCUCGGAUUACGCUGAGGUGAUGAUAAUUGACGGCAGAGUACGUUUACGGAUGAACGUCGUUGACGGCAAAGAAGGAGCAUUAGAGAUAAACGCAGGAAAACUUGUAAACGACCGAGCCUGGCAUAAAGUGAAGGUCAGACGUUACAGAAUGGAGACUAUUUUAUACGUCGACGGUGAACAAAACAGUCGUGUGGCUUUCGGGUCAGACUUCCAGUUUGGCAACAUUGAGAGUAACAAUAACGUUUAUAUCGGCGGUCUUCCACAAACGUACUUCCAGGGGAAAACUGAUCACCUGAAGUCUCUGUCUUUACCCUCGUCCUUCUUUGAGCCUCGUUUUGAGGGCGAUAUUCGUAACGUCAUUUAUGAGAACUGUACUUGUUACCCUGAACGCGCCGCCAUGAUUGAAGGUCUUGCGGUGUCACGGGAGCCGCGCGAGGCGUGUGACGUCACGAAUGACUGCGGGAAGUGCUUAUGCGUGAGUGGGAAUGAGGGAUCCGCUUGCCAAUGCCACCAUCAGACAUGUCCCAAAGACUCGGACAUUCACUACCAGUUGCCGUUCGACCGGAUGUCGGAGGGACAGCUGGUGAACCCCUCCGGUCUUGACGCUCGGGUGACCGGCCGUCCGCGCUUGGUGCCGGGGGUCCAAGGGAACGCCCUCAAAGUGGACUGUUCCAGUGAGAGCGUCAAGGUCACUGGCCCGGGGCAUAGGCAGGAGUGCAUGGGGGACCUGAGCCUGUGCCCGAGUGGAUACACAAUUGGUCUCUGGUUCCGGUUUGAGGAAGUGGCACCUGGUCAAAACGUCUAUCUUUCAAACGGUGGGGAACAGCUCGACUCUCACGGUAUCGCCAUGUUGUACGAGAACGGACGGUUGGAGUGGGUAUUCCGGUUGCGCACUGGUCGCGAGUGGCGGGCGGCUGUGACGAACGUGUUGGCUCACAAAUGGUACCACGUGGCAGCCACAUGGAGCGAUAAAAGCGGACUGACGCUCUACGUUAACGGCGAGAAGGAGGCACAGGAGAAAUUCUACUCCGUCAGAUAUCCAAUCAACGGAACGAUUCAUUACCCCAAAACGGCCCCUUUAGCACUCACGGCCCCGAUCAGCUCCUCCCAGUCACGUGACGACUUUGUGAUCUGCCAAUCAAAUAACGGGACGGGGUCACGUGCCCUACUCACUGUGGACGAGCUACAGUUCUGGGCAAAAGAACUUUCAAUAUCUGCUAUCAAGGAAAUGGGACCAAUUUAUUCUCUUCACAUUUCUAUGGACCAAAUACAAGACGGACAACUGAUUAUGAGAAACAUUGAACCGAAGACGCGCGGAAGGCUUCGGCAAGUUCCGGGAAAAAUAGGAAUGGCGGCGAACAUUGCCGGACUCGGCGAAUAUAUCGACUUCGGAAACUUCACGGACUCAUGUAUUGGAAAUGUAACAAAAUGCAGUUUUGGUUUUACAGUGGCGUUUUGGAUUAAUUUUAAGGAUCUCUACGACAAUAUGUAUGUAAUGGCGUCUGGCGUCUCCGGGUUUUCAAUAUUUAUUUACAGUAAGCGUCUUUAUGCCAACGUCCAAGAUGGCGACCGCCAGUGGCAGACAUCCGUUUCCAAUAUACAAACCGGAAGUUGGUAUUUCAUUGAGGUCACAUGGGAGCCGAUAUCUGGUCUACAGAUAUAUAUGGACCGGAAAUUGAUGGCAUCCCAGAAGGAGAGUAGCCACGAGGAGGUGACGUCGUCAAACCGGAACUACGACAACUUGUACCUGGGACGGGCCAAUACCGUAAUGUACAGUGAACGUUACCUGUCGGCCACCGUCGACGACGUGCACGUGUUUAACGCGGACAGACAGAGGCUUCUCAACAUAGACUAUAUUCUAAGAGUGAAACCGGAGGAACAGUUCUACGGGUUCGAAUUGAUCAAUAACGGUCUCAUUGAGAACCGCAACAGCCUGGUUCCCAUCCAGACCCGGGGGAAUGUGACGCUGGUACCCGGUCAGGUGGGGCGUGCGCUCUUGCUCGCGGGGGACGGGCAAAGCGUGGAGUUUGACCACGGGGAUGGUUGCCUUGGCAACAUGGACUUCUGUCGCCAUGGCGCCAUGAUCGCCAUCUGGAUCAACUUCGAGAAGUUGGAAGACCGAAUGGUGUACCUCUCUUCCGCAAUAAACGGUUUUGAAAUCACCUUUACCAACAAGAAAUUGCGUGCUACCGUACAGACGUCCACACGCAUGUGGGAGGUUAUGACGCCAUCAAUUCAUGCGUUCACGUGGUAUUUCCUGGAGUUGUCAUUGGACCCGGAAGCUGGGCUAAAGAUGUACCUUAACAACCGACUGAUGGAACAGAACCUGUACCCUAUAGAAAAAAGGAAUUUCACAACAGUAAGUCAGCUCGGCUUUGAUGAGUUUUUACUGGCCGCGAGUAACACAGACAGGACUGGAAGUAAAGCGGGAGCGGCCAUCUUUGAUGAAAUGGACUUCUGGGAAGCAUCACGUGACUAUUUGACAGCGUUCGGAUACAUUCAACGAGGAAAACCCAUGAGCUACAAAAUUCACAUGGACGAAAUCGUUGACAACGGGAGGCGACUUGCUCACGAAUCUCUGAUAAUAAAUCUGAGUGGUUUCCCUUUGCUGGUCCCUGGUGUCAAAAACAGUGGCCUACAACUUGACGGCAACAGUCAAUACGUCGACGUCGGCAAACACGGCGAUAAAUGCCUAGGUAACCUUGACCAGUGUCCGUUUGGUAUUUCUAUCUUCUUCUGGCUCAAAGUCGCCGAGUACUACGACAAUAUGUACAUUCUGUCUACUGGUCAAGAUGGGAUACAGAUAUUCUGUGACCAGGGAUACAUUUAUGUGAUUUUGAACAAUAAACAGAACUCGUGGAGAAUCGGUGUUGAGGAGGUGACGAAAGACCAAUGGCAUUUCUUUGAGCUGACAUGGCAUCCGGAACACGGCAUGGAUCUAUUUAUAGAUGGAAACAUGACUCAUGCGGACUCUCGCGCCAUUCGUGAACUGACAUGGACGGACGAUAGCAACUUCUACAUCGGACGGCCGAAUCCUUUUGACGUGGCGGGGCGUGGCUUCCGCUACGCGCGCGUGUCUUUGGACGAGUUGGAGGUGUGGUACGCCUGGAGAGGUUACCUGGUCGCCUGGGGCCAUGUGCUCAGGGGUCACGUUGGCUACGAGUCAUUUUCCAUGGAAACGGCGUCCGAUGACGUCAUUUUUCACCCUCGCUAUCGUGUCACUCUAGAAAGAGGUGCGUCUCUGGUUGCCGGCGCCGUAGGUAAUGCUGUAUCGUUGCGGGGAACCGGUGAAUACGUUGAUUUAGGGAACCAUAUGGACGAGUGUUUCGCGAAUAUCGACCUUUGUCAACAUGGACUUACAAUUUCCUUGAUGCUAAAACCGGAGAGCCUUAAGGCCAACCAGUACUUCCUAGCAGGACCCACGUAUUCCCUGUAUUUGGAAAACGGGCAUCUUAAGGCCGAGUUUUAUUCGUCAGGAAAAGUGUGGAACGUGACCUCGCAAGCGUUUAAUUUUAAAAACUGGAACGACGUGGUUCUGUCUUGGGACAAAGAAGACGGGUUAGAGAUGUACCUGGAUGACAAACUAGCCGGCCGGAACAAGCGUCCCGGUGACAUGCGGUUGUCGGAUGCGCGUCAAACUGGUAGUCUGUACCUGGGACGGAGCGCGGAAACGGGCGUCCAGGGGACGGCGGAAAUGAUGGCGGACGAGGUUCAGUUCUGGUACGCGAACCUGGACAACCUGCGGCUGAGGAGGUUAUAUCAAGGGGCUAUCCACACGACUAUUCCCCUGGAUAAGAUGCCCCCUAACGGCGUGUUGUCACUUCCGGGAAGACGGGUCGAGAUGAAAGGGGGCGCCUCACUAGUCAAGGGACAGAAAUCUCAGGCCAUCAGGUUAGCGGGGAAACCCCAGUACGUGACCCUAGGUGAAGACUUGGUUUGCGGGGGAGAUCUGACUUCCUGCCGCCACGGCUUCAACGUCCGUCUGUCCGUUCGUCCAGGCCGCCUUGCCGACAACAUGUACUUCCUGGACAGCUACCCUCUCACCGUUUUCUACAGUGACGGACGCCUGUACGCGACCGUGAGGGCUGGUCGGAACACUUGGACGGCUGGAUAUCCCGGCUUCAAGUCCGACACGUGGCAAACCGUUGACAUCUCUUGGCACCCGGAAAUAGGGCUCACACUGUUGAUAGACGGCAAAGAACCCGGAGCCCACAAGACCCACCCCACGGAGAUCGAGCCCGUGUAUGACUAUGACCGAGAGACUUACUUCGGCCGUGCCAUGACCAACAUGCGCAAUGAAAGAUACGCGGACGUUACCCUGGAGACCAUAGACGUUUGGAACGUUCGCCGUGACGUUCUUCUCUCUAACAACACACUACACUUUGGUCUCCCCGGUAUCUCUUCCGGAAGCGCGCAGCCCGGUCGUCCAACCCUCCGUCCAACGGAACAGGGGACAGCACAGCCACCCAGCUCCGAUGACGCGCGUACCAGGGAUAACUCCGGAGCCGUGACGGUUGCCCCUACUAACGGUCAGGACUCGCUGGGUUCCCGGCUGGUGAAGACCACGUCCAAAAUCAUCCGGUUCUUCGGGGAUUCAUUUAUCAAGUACUCGUUCGAUGGCUUGCCAUCAGAGGUGUUCGAGGAGAUGGACACGGAGUCCGUAUCGCUCAAGUUCAUCACCCAGAGUACGGACGGCCUGAUAUGGUUCUGGAAUGACAGGGCUGGAAAUAAGAUGCACAUCAGCCUUAAGGCCGGAAGUCUUUACUUCGUGAACGAUGACGUCCGAGGAACUCCGCAACAGGUUCGCGUGCAACAUCCGGACUCGCGCGUGGUCAACGACUUCCGGUGGCACACCGUCCGUGUCGAGAAGAAUGGACGCGAGAUGAAGAUUUUCCUCGAUGAGCAGCUGGCCCAGACGGUGACCGCGCCCAGAGACAUACAGUUCAUCCCCCGGGGUGCCGAUGUAUAUUUAGGGGGUACGGCCUCCCCAUGGAAUGACACACGCGGACUUGUCAACACCAAGUUUGAUGGCGCUCUUGUUGAUGUUGAGUCUAAGAAAUCUCGGGGCCCUAACAAGGAGAUCAUCAUCUCCUUCCUACAACAGGUGGGCCAGGCGACCGGAAACAUCACCAUCAUCGACACGGACGACUGGAACAGUGGCCGCUGGACCUGGGGGACCACACCGGCCCCGCCCACGAUUGCACCAAGGAGGCCGACCCCGGUGACGUUCAAAACCGGCAACAGCAUGUUCUUCCUGUCUGACGCCUUGGACAUGCGCAGUGGUGGCACGGUCAGCUACCGGUUCCGCACCCUUGAGCCAAGCGGGUUACUAAGUAUCGCACGCGGAUCCGGCGUGCAGUUCUUCGCGAUGGAAGUUUAUGACGGGAUCCUUUACUUCGUAUACGACUUUGGGAGUCUCACCGCUCGGAACAUGUUCACCGACCGCCGCGUGGAUGACGGCGAGUGGCACGAGGUGACGAUGCGGGUGGACGCCGGCAGCCGACGGAUGACGCUUACCCUGGAUGGACGGCCGUUCACCGUCCCUCUGUCCAACGACCAGCUCCGCUCCCUCUACUUCUUUAAGAUGUACUUCGGCGGCUACGACAACUACCUGAAUGCCCCCUGGCCGCUGUAUGCGCGCAAGGGAUACAAGGGAUGUCUUGAAUCGCUCCGGAUCAACGAUAUAGGCUACGACCUGCACUUGUUUAUCCGAAACCAGCGGCUAUCGGGUGUAGAGACCGGAUGUGCGUCCAUGUUGCGACAAUGCCAGGCGCUGCCCUGCGACGCGGGCUUCUGUCGUGACCGGAUGUCCGGAUAUGUUUGCGACUGCGCGAACACGCCAUACACUGGCCGUAACUGCAACGAGAACGCAGCGAUUGCUCGCUGGGACGGAAGUUUCUCCACAGCGUUCAACUUUGUCAACCGUGACGUGACCCACACCAACGACCUCUCUGUCCGCUUCAACACGCCGCUUAAGGAUACGCUUCUAUUCCGGACGGAGGCUGACAGCAAGGGCGACUACAUCCAGGCGGAACUAGACGACGGUCGCCUGAAGAUCACAUUCCGGGUGGACGGACAGACCAAGACGUUCGUGACCGGAAGUAACCUGAACGACUAUAACUGGCACACGAUGUACAUCCGCCGACGUGCCGACGAUGUGCAGGUCUGGGUGGACGAUGAGCCACGCACCGUCGGCGUCAUUGGAGGCGAGAACUACAACCUUUACAUCGACCGCAUCAAGUUUGGUUCAAUUGGGGAGACGGGUGAACUGCGUGGAGGGAACUACAUCGGCUACAUGCAGAACUUCGUCUAUGACGGACAGGAACUCUUUGGUCAGCUGAAGGGUCAGUCGUCCUCGGUGAAGUGGAUCUUUGACCUCCCAUUUGAAAGCUUACCUCUUCUCACAUACAAGCCAAUCACUGUCACUUCCGAUGGCGCCUUCUUCCAGCUUCCGUCUAUGACAGUUGGUCGAACGCUGAAGAUAAUGUUUAAAUUUAAGACCCGAGAGUCGAACGGAUUGAUCCUCUACAACAGCGGAAUCGGAAGUGACGUCAUCGCCAUUGAGCUGAGUGACGGGCAGAUCCGGUUAGCGUACAACCUUGGCGCUGGGAUCAUGCACACGGUGGUACCGACCCGGAAGUUGAACGAUAACGCGUGGCAUGAUGUGCAAGUUGCGCUCAACGACCGCGGACAGUUUACAGUGCGUGUGGACGGGGAGACAGUGCAGGUGUCCAACAGUGACCGGAACACGUUGUCUCUCAGCGGCAUGUUGUAUAUUGGCGGGAUGCCGACAGCGAUGUUUUCACGACCGGAAGUGACGGCUCUGCUCGAUUCCCGAAAGGGGUUCCGUGGCUGCAUGGCGUCCGUCGACCUGAACGGCGCUGUACCAGACCUCGUCAGCUACGCAAGCGAUAAGACGAAGGUCCUCAAUGGAUGCACGGACCUGACAGUGCAGUGCCAGCCUAACGCCUGUGGGCCAGGCGUCUGUGUCCCCAGGGUGAACGAUUUCUGGUGUGACUGUAACAUGACGGGGCUCGUGGGCAUCCCCUGUAUUACCAAUCCUAAUGGUUACUACUUUGGCAAGAACGGUGGACGGGGUAUCGUGGUGUACGAGUACCCUCUGGAGAAACAGGUGAACUCAAACUCGGACAUGCUGGCUUUCGGCUUCAAGACGUUGGAGAAGGAUGGAGUGCUUUACCGUAUAGAGAGUAGCCUUGACAACAACGAGUAUAUAGAGAUUAGGCUGGAAAAUGGUCACGUAAUCGCGGAGUCUAACACCGGAAGUGGUCUUGUGCGUCUCGUGGAGAACUCACGCGUGUUCAACGACGGGCAAUACCACGUGGUUCGCUACAUCCGCACCGGAAGUAACAGCACCCUGCAGGUGGACCAGCUCCCUACACAGUUGGCAGUUAACACAGGUGUUGUGUCGCUAUUCAACAGCGUAUACCGGGUGAUGCUGGGAGGCCGCAUAGACUCCAAGGGCGCCAUCAACCAAAACUUCUACGGAAUUAUUGGAGGUGCCUACUACAACGGUCAUCGAUGGCUGGAUCUCCUCCUUUCCAACACGGCAUUGCACGGGAAACUCGUGAACAUUCGGGGAGACGUCGUGCUCACAAAGACUUACCUACUGGUGGCCGGCGGCGGAAAGACAACACCCGCCCCGCCUGAUCUUAUUAUCAACCCGACGGAACAGAUUCCCGUGAAUGUCGGCGGUGGUGGAGUAAUCGGUCCAGGCGUCGGCGGUGGAGGCGGCGGCGGAAGCGUCGGGGUCCCGAGUUUUGGCGGAGCUGGGCCCUAUCUCUCUCCUCUCGGGAGUGGCAUCAACGUGGGUGCCAGCCCUAACGCAGGACGCGUGGUAUCGGCCCUGGCUGGAGGACCGAUCAUGCCCGGAGCUCGGGCUGGUGCUGUGGUCGGAACUGUUCUUGGUACUAUGGCCUUUCUGACGAGUCUGAUGUGGGCGCUAUACAAACUGAAACCCGGUGUGCCCACUUGCCUCUCUCCCGGAGCCGGUGCGGCCGGAAGUGGCGCCGGCAUGAGCAUCUCCUCUCCACGACCCGCCUCCAACCUUGGGGCCGUUCAGGCGGCGAGCGCUGGAGCGGGCGGCGCUGGUGGUGGUGCGGGAGGUGCCGGUGCCGGGGCGACAAAAAUGACGGUUGUAAAUGGAUCAGCGGCAGGCGGCGGCGGCGGUGCGGGCGGCGGAAACUCCACAUACACUUCAUACUUCCAAUCCUCGUCCACUGCCGUUUCCGGUGGCGGCGCGGGAGGCGGUGGUGCUGGUGGCGCGGACGUGAUCGACUCUUCAACUCUCAGGGCUACAGGCACCUUUUCAAACAGGGGUACAGCGAUCGGCUCUCCGACGGCAGACAGACGUAUGGGGUCUUCGUCGUAUUCUUCCAAUGCAAACUAUCAAUCCAAUACCAUGCAGUCUUAUGGCAGUGGCGGCGGCACUAUGGACCGCGGAUAUACCGGACAAUAUUUAUCUCAAUCCGCUGGGGGUGGGGACGGUAUCCCUGACUACGAUAUGCCGGUUGGAGGUACAAUGCAGUCGGGCCAGUCCUACUCCUCCUCAACACUCAACACCAACUAUAACUACCAGGUCACAAGUUCAGCUAACUCGCGUAGGAAUGUAAAAGUUGUUUCAUCCGCGCCACAAAAUUAUACUUCCGUUCUGAACGUCAUAAUGACCUCUGGACGGCACGGAAAUAUAGAGGCGCCUCGCUGUGAUCUCUACACGGCGGCAUUCGCGCCGGGACGUAAUCAGGGAUUUGUGGAUCGGGCUGAGGACAUGGUGGUGGAACAGACGCCCCCUAUCCUGAUUGUUCGACCGAUGGUUGGUUCCGUUACUAACGCAGGAUCUGAAAGCAGCUCAGGUGUAACGCUGCAUACUUCCGGCGAUCCACAUGCAAGCUACAGCAACCGCGGGUACCAGACGAUGCCAGGGAGAGGAGAGUUGAUCGGAAUUGGUGAAAAUAGGAAUACGUCCAACCGGAAGUCAUCGUUACAGGUUCCCGCUGCCGGAAGUUCGAAAGCUGGCUACCAGCGGCUGGAGAAUAGUUCAUCAGAAACUAACGUCAAUACUUUCAAAAGUGAGACAUCGCGAACAGCCACCACGACUCACAUCGACCAUUCACGGGAUGACCUAUUCGAAUCUACAACCACGAUCAUCUCCAAUGUCCGGUCCGAUUCCAUGGACACAGGACUGUUCGAUGGUAGUUCCAAUAGUCAAUCUGAAGGCCUUAUGCUUGAUCUAAGUUUCGACGAUAUAAUGAAAGACGUUCAGUCAGGUCAUUUCGGAGGAGGCAGAGAGGAAACAUCAAUUGAUAAUCUGUAUGCCAAGGUAAACAAGAAUUCUAAAAGUCAGAAAUCCGUUGAAAGUUCGCAGUCCUUCGAAAUGGAUGAUUUUACGUCUUCGACGAUGAGCAAAUCCUCGGGCGGAUACGCAGUUACAUGUACGGCUCAACUGAAAGACGAAAAUAAAUCAAAUCAGCAGUUUGACAGCAGUGCAUCAUCCAAGAGUUCUCAGAAGCAGGUUCUGUCCGGAGUUGAUGGGAACAUUGUUGGAGAUUUCGUAGUCGUAGAUUAUGGGAAUGAAAACAACAGAUCCGGGCGUUCAUCGCCGUUUAUUGGCCAGCAAACGGAUCGGUCGGAGAACAUCAUCGUGCAUCAGCCAGAGACCUUUACACGGAAAACAUCAGUACCGUCUGGAAAUUCAGGGCUGACCCAAUCGUCUUCUCAAUCAUCAACGGUACAUGUUCUGGAUGAAACCACUGGCCAAUCUUCGACCCACGGAAGCUCCACCAUUAAUAUCAUUGUCACUGGCGACAAAAGCGGAAGUGGGGUCUCCAUGACCGGAAGUGGUCGCGACCUGGACGCGGAGCUUAAUGCAAGCGUCCACAACCUUCUAACAGGGAUUAAUGUGGACGCCGGCAGGUGGGAGGAUGCACAGUCGCUCACUUCCGUUGGGUCGACCGGAAGUGACGAUACGGACGUGUAUCAGGUCCAGAAUCUCAAAACAGUCGUCAUGAACAAGCAGGGACAGUACGUGAUGUCAUCAGCGAGUGGCGGGUUCGGCGCGGGGGCGGUUACACCUGGGGCCGCUGCGGACGAGGUGCGAGUAGACUGUUGUCUGAUGACCGGAGACGGACGAAGUGUAGUGACUGGAAGUAGCCUUGGACCACCACAAGUCUGGGACAUGCAGACGGGUGAACUACAGAACAUUAUGAAGGGUGACACGAUAGGCUCUACCAACCUCCACCUGGUGUGCGGGGACCGGCUGCUCGUGGGAGCCGUGCACGCGGAUAUGGAGAUUAAUGAAUACUCAAGCCGAAAGGGCGUCUUUAACCACACACUACAGAUCUGGGAUUUCCAAACAGGUCGGCCACUGGCCAUGGCUGUGGGCGAGUAUUGUUCCGCGCUGUGUCCCAUGAGUGAUAGUGACAAAGUGCUCUUCGGACGGACGGACAAAUUUGGGGAUGCAACGUCCAUUAUCGCCUGGGACCUUAUGGGGAAUCAAAUGAUCAAAGAAAUGCGAUAUGAUGCGCCAGUAGGAAACAAUGACUACAUUUCCUUCCUAACCAAAUCAAAGAACGACCGCUAUAUAAUAGCGGGAUUCACGAACUCAUUUGAUAAUAACGCAGAAUUCAUGACAUUUGAUAUGACAUUAACUAGCUAUAACGUAAAUGAACCCGCCAUGUUGAAAUUAGACGCAAAUCCGGAAGUAACAGCCAUCUUGCCAAAGGACGAAGCAGUGACAGGUUUGAGAAACGGUGACCUUGUCGUCUGGAGCCUCCGGACUGCGCAACCAAGUCGGCAACUGCUCGGAAGUGGCGGUGCGCAUGCGCAUACACGGGAAGUGAAGAGCGUGACGUUAUCGGAUGACGGGCGUUACCUGGUUUCCGGUUCGGCGGACGGGACAUUAAAGGUGUGGGACAUGAACACGGAGAGGCCCAUUCAUACGCUGCAGGGACACACGGAUGAGGUUUGGUGUACUGCUAUCUCGAGCGACAACGAGAUCGCUGUUUCAGGUUCCGCUGACGGCACGAUCCGCCUGUGGCGCGUGAAGAACGGAACGGAAAUGUGCGUGUUCAACUGCGGUGUGGACAUCUUCGACGUCACCAUGUCACGUGACAAGGGAACCAUCGUUGCCCUGGGAGACAAAUAUGGCGCCCGGAAGUUGAUCAUGCUGCAGGUGGUCAGAACGAAAAUCAAGAAGAUCGUGAGCUCUUAGACAAGAGAGCGUGGCAUAGCUCUGAACAGUCUUUAUAACAACCUCCAGUCAGCUAGCUUUAUAAGAACUAUUAUAUUUUCAAUUGUAUGACUUUAUUUCCCCCAGUUAGAUAAAGGGUUAACUCCUGUAUGGAGAAUACAGAAAAAACAAAACAAUUAGACUUGUUUUUUGUUUUUUUAUUAUUUUAAGUCAGUGAAUUAUUAAGGAAGUUGAAGAAUAACACAGUUAAGCGCAUUAACAAUAUACAAUAGAUUCAUUUUGAACAUAUUUAGUUAAGAGGUCCUAUAUAUCGUAUAUGUCAGAAUAUAUUAAGCAUGUGCAUUGUUAAUACAUUUAUUCAUUUGCUUGCUUUACCUAUUUGCAACGAAACAAACAAAUGUUUAACUCCAUGUUUUGAGUCACCUGAAUAUCAUCGAUAUAACUUAUUUAUACAACUGUCGGAUUUGAAUGGAGAAAAACAACAACAAAAAAAAUACAAAAAUAUACAUUAAAGGAGGGCUGUUCCAAAACAUAAAUAAUUACAUUAAAAGAGGGUUGUCCCAGAAUUAGACAAACGCCAUUUAUAGAAGGAGUGGAUGUCGGAGAAUUUUGAAAUAUUAUAUAUAAAUAAUAUCUGCAAUCGUGAGCAAAAUUUAAGAGAAAAGUUCCCUAAACUGAUAAAAGAUAUGUAUGUUUCUUGAAAUCCUGCGCACGCAAAUUUAACACCAAAGCGUCUACGCGACAUUUUAAAUUAGUUGAAACUGUUUCGUCUUUUUUGUACAUUUGUAUUUAAAAAUAACACUUUACAAUACACUUUUUGGGACAUUUCUCUGAGUAACUUAUGUUUUCUGUUAUAGAUACUUACUGCUAUUGUGUUUUGACAAACAUUAUGUAUAAUUGUUGUUGUCAAUGGCCUAGAUAUUUAUGCUUAAUAAAUUAUUGAAAUAUC
This is a messenger RNA of Mya arenaria, 12558 nucleotides long. RefSeq lists its product as uncharacterized. Gene Ontology annotation, molecular function: protein binding. The transcript is spliced from 43 exons. Bases 177 to 11630 code for a protein of 3817 amino acids. NCBI's taxonomy places the organism in Eukaryota, Metazoa, Mollusca, Bivalvia, Myida, Myidae. The record is from RefSeq and is a predicted model, not a curated record.